Messenger RNA from Penicillium canariense, 3003 nucleotides. RefSeq names its product putative vacuolar morphogenesis protein AvaB. Gene Ontology annotation, biological process: vesicle-mediated transport; autophagy; endosomal vesicle fusion. The transcript is spliced from 5 exons. Lineage: Eukaryota; Fungi; Ascomycota; Eurotiomycetes; Eurotiales; Aspergillaceae. Gene Ontology annotation, molecular function: protein binding. Gene Ontology annotation, cellular component: fungal-type vacuole membrane; cytoplasm. The record is from RefSeq and is a predicted model, not a curated record. The annotation marks the transcript as partial.
GUCACAUGCAGCCCAGCGGGAGACGGAGAGGGUGAAGCUCCCCCCAAUUCCUGCGGCACAACGGGCACAAGACGGUCCCUGGGACAUGAAUUGAGCCCCAUUCUCCCACCGGCUCGCGCGAUGUUAUCCGCAUUCACCGCGCGGCCGCUGGUCGAGCUCAAGCCGCGCGACAAAUCGAAAAUCGACUCAGUCCUCGCCUACGGCGAUUGCCUCCUCGCCGGGCUCAACAACGGCACACUCCGCAUCUACCGCGUGACCGACGACGGCAAUACCGAGCUGCUGCGUGAGCUAGAGAAGUUUGCCCGUUACAAGAUCGAGCAGCUAGCACUCGUGAAAGAGGCGAAAGUGCUGGUUUCCCUGUCCGGCGGCUAUGUCAGUCUGCACGACUCGCAGACAUACGAGCAGCAGCAGCAGCUGGCAGCUACAAAGGGCUGCUCUGCGUUUGCAGUCACCUCCAAUGUCGUCAAUGACGCGGAUACCAAUGUCCCCGCCAUCGUGUCGCGGGUGGCGGUCGCCGUGAAACGCAAGAUCCUGAUGUGGGUGUGGCGUGACAUGGAGCUGGAGUCGGAUACUAUGGAGUUGAGCCUGGCCAGCGCGAUCAAGACGCUGACGUGGGUAUCAGCGACACGGAUAGUCGUCGGGCUAAGCUCCAGCUUUGUUCUGGUGGAAAUCGAAUCGGGCCAAGUGAUCGAGCUGCCGGGCCCCGGCAGUGUGGAAGAGGCUGGGCGGUUCACCGGGGUCGGGGCUGCGAGCAUGAGCUACAUCGGGAUGGGGGGUAUGGUGCCGCGGCCGCUGGCUACGAGGCUGCAGGAAGGCCAAAUUCUGCUAGCGAAGGACAUCAAUACGCAUUUUAUUGAUGUGGAUGGGCAGGCGCUUGGGCGACGGCAGAUCCCGUGGAGCCAUGCGCCGGUAGAGAUUGGGUAUUCGUAUCCGUUUCUGCUGGCGCUGCAUGAUACGGCGAAGGGGGUGCUGGAGGUGCGGAAUCCGGAGACUCUGUCGUUGUUGCAGUCUAUUCCAUUGCCGUCGGCGAGUAUACUGCACAUUCCCCAGCCGAACAUCAGCCUUGCGCAUGCAGGUAAAGGGUUUCUCGUCGCGAGCGAUCGGACUAUCUGGCGCAUGGAGGCCCUGAGCUAUGAUACGCAGAUUGACUCUCUGGUUGAGAAGGGUUAUCUGGAUGAGGCAAUCAGCCUGUUGGGCAGCCUGGAGGACGCCCUGUUGCAGGACAAACCGGGCCGACUACGCAAGGCCCAGCUUGAAAAAGCCCAGAGCUUAUUUGCUCUGCGUAAAUACCGCAAGUCGUUGGAUCUAUUCACCGAGAUCGCUGCCCCUCCCGAGACGGUUAUUCGGCUGUAUCCUAGCUUGAUUGCAGGUGACCUGUCUACCGUUCCGGAGCACAAUGGAUCGGACACGAAAGUCAAUGGCAACGGCGAUUGCACUGAUGGCUCGUCUGAAGCUGCACCGGCGGAGCAAUCUCUCUACGCCCCUUCGUUCAGGUCAUUGCUUCGAAAAACUGAAGAUGGGAGCGACACUAGCAGUGUUCGCGGCGAGGAUAAAGAUAAAGACAAAGAUCUCAAGAAUUCCGUGCGUGAACUCCAGGGCUACCUGGCGGAUGUGCGCCGACGUUUUCAACGAUUUUUGGGCCCAGAUGGCUCACUCAAAGUCCCUGCACCUACAGAAGCUACGGAUGAGGCUAGUGACUCCGUGCUCAAGCUCCUCGAUUUCCCAUCCCCAGAUGAUUUCUUAACCACUCUACGCUCCAAGGCGCGGCUGGUCGACACCACAUUGUUCCGUGCACACAUGUAUGCAACGCCCUCGUUGGCCGGAUCUCUGUUUCGAAUUGCCAAUUUCUGCGACCCAGAUGUGGUCAUGGAACGCCUCGAGGAGACUGGCCGAUACAACGAUUUGAUCGACUUCCUCUACGGCAAGAAGUUGCAUCGCCAAGCCUUGGAAUUGUUGCUUCGGUUUGGACAAGAAGAAUCCGGACUCCUGGCCGGCCCAACGCGCACCGUUGCGUACCUACAAAAUCUGCCGCCCGAUCAGAUUGACUUGAUUCUGGAGUUUGGGGAAUGGCCCGUCCGCGAGAACCACGAACUUGGCAUGGAAAUCUUCCUGGCCGAAACUGAAAACGCCGAAACUCUGCCGCGGUCCCGGGUGCUUGCUUUCCUGGAGCCAAUUGAUCGGAAACUGGCUAUUCAGUAUCUGGAGCAUGUCAUUCACGAGUGGAAUGACAUGAGCCCGGAUCUUCACCAGCGGCUUUUAACGCUGUUUCUUGAUCAGAUCAACGCUGAUAAGAAAGAUACUGCAUGCAAGGAUAAGUUCCUGGCCAUGCUCAAGGAGAGCGAGCAAUAUUCGCCAGCCAAGAUGUUGGAUCGCUUGGACCGAGAGGAUCCCGAUUUCUACGAGGCAAGAGCUGUCGUAUUCAGCAAAAUGGGCCAGCACCGCCAGGUGCUGGAGAUCUACGUUUUCAAGUUGGAGGACCAUCAGAAAGCAGAGGACUACUGCAACCAAGUUCAUCUCUCGGAAAGCACACCCCAGUCCGAGGACGACCAAGAAAGCUCCAUCUACCUCACCCUUCUCUCCCUCUAUCUUGCACCACCGCACGGAUAUCAGCCCCAAAAUGGCCCCGCGCUGGCUGUCCUCGCCAAACACGGGUCUCGGCUACCGGCAGACGCGGCAUUGAGCCUGAUUCCUGCCGCGCUGCCUGUACGCGAACUGGAGUUCUACUUCAAGGGCCGGAUGCGUGCAGCCAAUUCGGUGUUCAACGAAGCCCGCAUCGUGGCGAACCUGCGCAAGACACGCGAUAUGCAGACCCAGGCCCAACUCGUGCUGGGCGAAGGUGCUCGGGGCGGCGGGACCCGGGCUCGCCACGUCACCGUCACCGAGGAGCGGAUUUGUGGUGUGUGUCACAAGCGACUGGGAGGUAGUGUGAUCAAUGUGUUCCCCGACAACACCGUCGUCCAUCUGGGCUGUGCGAACCGCGUGCCCAGCAUCCGUUCCGGGUAG